AUGGAAUUCAAAUUAGAUUCCCGCAAAGACGACGACCGUUCCCGGAGCUACCUGCUAAAAGGCGAUCGUUUUCUCGACAAUUACGACUACGUAAAAGCCAUCGAGUCAUAUAACGCUGCCAUUUGCUAUGCCCUGCCUUUUUCAUCGCAACUGCCAACUGGUUACAUGAAACGUGCCAAAAUCUACACGAAAUUGGGCUUGCACAAAGAGGCUUUACGAAGUCUAGAGUUCGCGAUGCAAACAGAGACGAAUGACGAGGAGAUUCGAGUGCAGCUGUACCAACAACGGGAAAAAUGUGUCGAUAAAUUGGGCGAUGAUUCCGCGCUGAAAUCCUUCCGACGAGUCUUGGAUGAGCCGCAAAUCACACAUAAUUUCCACAAAAAGGUGCCUUUUGCGUCGGAUUGCUUGGAAGUAGCGGAAAGUUCGGUUUUUGGACGUUAUUUGAGGACAACCAAGGAUUUGGUGCCGGGACAAAUUUUAUCGAUUGAACCAGCUUAUUGUCGAGUACUUGAUCGGAAAUUUAUCUACAAAAAAUGCACGCAUUGCUUGAAGUCGUGUCAUUUUAAUUUGUUUCCCUGCACAAAAUGCUCGAUGGCGAUGUUCUGUUCGGAAAAGUGUUUGGACUACUCGGAGACGUACCACAAGUACGAAUGUGCGAUAAUGGGCGUCAUUUACAACGUUUUCUGUGAUACGGAUCACGGAUCGCUUCCGUGGAUGGCAUUGCGACAACUUUUGCUGACUCUUCGGUGGUAUUGGCGCUUCCAGGAUUUGCUUAAAUUGCUCGUCGAUGCCGAAAGUGGCAAUUUUCACUUCCAACGUUUCAACUUUGAGACUUCUGUGCAAAAGAAUUACAUGGAAUACAUCCUCAGUCUGACCACAAAACCCCAAAUAGACGAAGAAUUCAUCGAAAUUUCGGAACUUUGUGAUAAAAUGAUCGAUGUUUUGACCAAAAAAUCACCCCUUCGCGAGGAUAUUCGGCAAUACAAGCUCCACGAUGCCACCUUUAGCUCCUCAAAGUAUCGAGAAGUGAUGACACGUGUCCUUAUAAGAUUUUUCUACGUAAAUUUAACGAAUGUCUACAGUCUUGUAUCGACGCCCGAGUGGUGGGAUCGCAGCGAAGCCAUGCGCAACGAGUCAUUCGCCUUAGCGAUCUUCCCGUUCACGACACUGAUCAAUCACGCGUGCGUUUCCAACGUCAAGGCACUUUUCGUGGGCGAGGGCAGUACAAAUUUCAUGAUUUACGUGAAUCGACCGAUCGCAGCGGGCAAACAAAUUUUCAUCACGUACCAAAAAGAGAUGAAUUAUCUGGAAACGCCGUUGGAAAAGCGUCGCGAAACGAUUUUAAGUGAAUUUGGGUUCGUUUGUGGGUGUGUGGCAUGCGUCAAUAAUUACGCAGUUGCUUCGAAAUUGAAACAUAUGUGCCUCAUGUCGAACGAGGAGAAGGAAUUUGUGAAGGAAAAUGUUCAAAUGUUGGACGAUAAACCGGAUAAUGUGGCAAAAGCGUGCAAGAAAGCCCUCAAAAUGUACGGAAAAAUAUUGGUAAAGUACGAAAAGCAAUAUCCGUGUUUGGAUUUGAAUCAAGUGGAACUCCUGCUGGAUCAUUGCAUCUUACUUUUGUACCGAAACCGACCAUUUUCGUACGAAUCGUAA
Culicoides brevitarsis is the source of this 1650-nucleotide messenger RNA. Its product is annotated as SET and MYND domain-containing protein 4-like. Lineage: Eukaryota; Metazoa; Arthropoda; Insecta; Diptera; Ceratopogonidae. Bases 1 to 1650 code for a protein of 549 amino acids. The record is from RefSeq and is a predicted model, not a curated record. Gene Ontology annotation, molecular function: protein binding. The transcript has a single exon.